Pyricularia oryzae 70-15 is the source of this 3068-nucleotide messenger RNA. RefSeq lists its product as uncharacterized. Lineage: Eukaryota; Fungi; Ascomycota; Sordariomycetes; Magnaporthales; Pyriculariaceae. Bases 202 to 2685 code for a protein of 827 amino acids. The record is from RefSeq and is a predicted model, not a curated record. The transcript has a single exon.
CGUUACUUCGAAACACAGCUUUAGCCACGAGUCACUGCAGGUGGCUUUCUGCCCACACCUACAUUAUCUUGGUACUCUCUCGACUUGAAACAUCGAAACAAGAAUUUCCAUGCUUUGUUACAAUCUUCACUCCCAAAACCUCAAUUAAACUUUCCGAGUCCAAAGCUUGCUUGCUUGCAGUAGCACAAAAAUACCACAACCAUGAGCGGCGGCCCUCCGCCCCCGCCACCGCCGCCGCACGGUGAGAAUCCCAAGACGACCCGGAGCGGCGGUCUGCCCCCGGGCAAGUACGAUGUAUUCAUAAUACCGGAGCACUCGGCCGGGGCCGGUUUCCUGUACCUCCCAUCGCUGAGGCCCAACACCAACAGCUUCGUGGCUGGCUUCGCCACCGCCAUAGUCCUCGUCGUCGUGGUGCAGAGCAUGGCCCCAGCCUUCAAGCUGUGGUGGUCAAACUUCCAGGGCAUGGGUUCCAUGGGCAUGACGAUGCUGACCGUAGCUGUUGGUCUCGGCGCCUGGUCAUUGGGUAGAACACAGCAGGGUGACGGUGGUUUCCGAAGUAGUGGCGGUCAGGGCCAUUCGAGGCAUAACUCCCAUAACAGCGGGUCCGGAGCUGGCGGGUUCGGGAAUGGAAGCGCCAACGGUGGCUUCGGGGACUCCGGACCCCCUCCGCCUCCGCCUCGACACGAGACUCCGCCGAAUCAGAACGGCGGACCACACCCUCCGCCGCCUGGGUCGGACAAACCGAAGCAGUCGUGGCAGCAACGUUCGCCAGAGCCCGAACCGCACCACCACCACCAUCACCACCAACAGCAGCAGCAGCAGCAGGAGCAACCGCCGCCCCCUCCGCCGCCGCCGCCGCCACCUCCAAAAGAGGAACCCAAACCGGAACCCAAACCGGAACCUAAACCUGAACCUAAACCUGAACCUAAACCUGAACCCAAACCAGAGCCCAAGCCAGAAGCCAAACCACAACCCAAGCCAGAACCGAAACCUGAGCCGAAACCAGAGGCAAAGCCAGAGCCCAAGGCCGAGCCCAAGCCGGACUACAAGAGCGCCUGGGAGCGUGCAAGGGAGGAGACUCGCAAGAGGGAAGAGGAACGGAAGAAGAAAGAGGAGGAACAAAAGAAGCGGGAAGCUAUCGCCGCCAGGCUGAAGCAGCUGCGCGAGAAGGAGGCCCGCGAGCGAGCCGAGCGGGAGAGGGAAAAGGCCGAGAAGGAGGCCAGGGAAAAGGCGGAGCGGGAAAAGAAGGAACGCGAGCUCAGAGAAGCUCUCGAAAAGAAAGAACAGGAGCUCCGGGAGCUGCGGGAGAAGGAGCAAAGGGAACGGGAGCUCCGGGAGCUCCGAGCCAAGGAGUUGGCCGAAAGGCUGGCCAAGGAGAGGCUCGAAAAGGAAAAGCUCGAAAAAGAAAAGGCGGAAAGGGACAGGCUAGAAAAAGAGAGGUUAGAGAAGGAGAGGCUAGAGAAGGAGAGGUUAGAGAAAGAGCGGGUAGAGAAAGAGAGGUUAGAAAAAGAACGGUUGGAAAAGGAAAGGUUAGAGAAGGAAAAGGAGGCACAAGAACCUCGCAAGGGGGGUUCUUACGCAUUCUCCGGCAGCGGCGAGAAGAUCAACCCUUGGCCCAACGGCAAACCGACUCCCGCUCCUCAGCCCGCAUCCCCGAAACCGCCCGCCGCGCCGCGAUCAACCGCCUCAGUCCCGUCACCGAAACCCGCUCCGCCACGAUCAGCCACCUCAGUCCCGUCACCGAAGCCCGCCCCGCCACGAUCAACCGCUUCAACCUCGACACCACCUCCGGCCACGCCGAACUCAAAACCCCCACACCCAAGCGCCAGGACCUACCAGGACGACGAGGAGACGACGUACUCGUACCGGCCAUACGACAAGCCCAAGCGGUCGCACCACCGCAAGUCCAACUCGGAGUACUCGGAGUCGUCGUACGCGCCGUCGCAGAGCACGGCUCGUACGACGCCGCCGCCCUCUAUGCGCAUGCCGUACAGCACAAAGGACCCGGACAAGAUUGUGAUCCGGGCCGUGUACGGCUUCCUGAACCAGUUCGCCAAGACGCCCAGCAGCCAGCUCAUCUCGGGCCAGGCGCCCGUGACGGACGGCCUGAUCCUCCGCGUGACCACCGAGGGCCUCUUCAUCGACGACGACGUCCGCGGCGUGCCCCAGCGCGAGUGGGACGUCAAGGCCUGGACCCUCAAGCAGGUCGAGGUCUGGUGCCCCGCCCACGUCGCCGCCCUGGCCGCCCGCGACGACGACGCGCCCCACAUCAAGAAGAACCAGCAGGCCGCCGGCAGCUCGUUCCUGCGCGGAGUCAUGGGCGGCGCGGGAGCGCGGAGGGGAGAGGUCCGCGGCGCGCCAAAGAUGCUGCUGGGAGAGGAGGCCGAUGCCCACCUCGCCGACGAGCUGCGCGAGUGCAGGGACAAGUGCGGCCGCGGCCUGGCGCCCAACCUGGGCGGCAGCGCCAUGUCGCAGGCGACCAAGGGUCUGCACCUGCUCCGCGCCACCAUCAGGGAUCAGGAGGGCAAGCGGUACCUGUUUGUGGUCGGGGAGGAGGAAGGGUGGAAGGUCGCCGUCGGCCUUCAGAAGCUGCGCAAGGGCUCGCAGGCCAGGGGUCUGGGCGUCUCGGGCAUGAGCAGCCUCGAGUCGAGGAACACGCUGGAGAUGCUGGGCUGGUUGGCUUGAAGUUCGGUUUGGCGUGUUUCCACGGUCUCUUUUUCUGUGUGGACGACAUUUUCUUUAGUCGUCCGGACUCUUGUUUCCACUCGAUUCUCAAGAGGAAAUGGGAUAUGUCCCUGGUGCGAUUAAAAUGCAGCAUGGCGUGGCGGAGUUAAGACGCUUUUUUUUUCUCUCUUUCUUUGGCGUCUCCUCAUCAAUCAUUGUCGGCGUUUUUUCUUUCGGUUUUCAUUAAUUUAACGAUGGAGAGCGAGCACAUAGGUGUCAUGGGUAAAUAACUACAUGAAAACUUUGUUGUUGGUGUUGCUAUAUUAUGGUUUUGGAGUGCUCGUAGAUCAUCCAGCCUUGGCCAGUAAUUGGACGUUUGUCUCCACCUCAUACCUACUUGGGGG